GGUAUAAGAAAUAUGCAGUUGUUAUGAAUAUAUACAAUAUUGAUGGCACAAGCGUAAUCAAGCAGUAUGCUAAUUUAACUCCGGCCAUGCGUUCAACGGCCUUAUAUUCACUUACAGGAAAAACAUUAUCUUCUAAAUGUGAAUGCUUCAAGAAGAGUGGCGGUUCUAAAUUCAGGGGCACAUCAAAGAGUGUCUUUUCAGUUACUCACAGCAGUGGUAAUCAUGUUGCGGCACUAGCUUUAGCUGCAAAUCUUCAAAGAAUUCCAGCAUAUGUGGUUCACUACCACAUUGUCACUCUAAUAGUUCCAAUAAGUGGUGGUGGUUUAAUUUCUGGGGUGGUUGUUGGAGCCAAGUCAAGGAAUCCAGCCAUACGGGUCUUGGUUGCUGAGCCAAAAGGAGCCGAUGAUGCAGCACAAUCAAAAGCAUGUGGUAGACUUAUAACCUUGAGUCACACCAACACAAUUGCUGAUGGCCUUCGAGCUUCCCUGGGAGAUAUCACUUGGCCAAUUGUACGUGAUUUGGUUGAUGACAUCAUCACAGUGGACGAUGGAGAGAUUCUAGAAGCAAUGAGAUACAACUAUGAGGUACUUAAGGUGGCAGUUGAACCAAGUGCUGCAAUAGGACUUGCUGCUGUACUCUCCGAUAACUUCAAGAAAAAUUCUCGCUGGAAUUGCUCCCAAAACAUUGGGAUUGUAAUUUCAGGGGGGAAUGUGGAUUUAGGUGCUCUAUGGGAAUCGCUUUCACGGAUUACCAGGACGUAAUCUUUCUUGAAGGGAGUUAACCGUGAAGCUAAACGUUGUGUAAGGCAUGGGACUACACUCUUUUUAACAUAACACCCCACAAUGCUCACAUGCUGACUGGACUGGCACAUAACGCAAAACGCUCAAGAGUCUUCCCUCUCCCACUACACAUGGUCUUAUAUCUUGAAUCCACGUUGAAGGACUCAAAUGAUCAUGGGAGAAAAAGUAAAGGAAGCAAACUCUUGUGGCAGAAAAACAAAAGUUACAAAAGGAGAUGGCACAAACUCAUGUUAUAAUUUGAUACAUAUAAUUACUUAAUUUCUUUAGAAAUAGAUAAUUAAAAAAGUAAUUAACAUCACAUAAAAAACAUUAAAGUCUUGAUGAAUUCUCUUUCGUUUGUCACUUGUCUUAGGGUGAACGGAGUGGGCAGUAAACUCACGCGGUAAACAUGUUUACCGAGCGGUAACACCGCCGCCAAUGGUAUUUACCGCUCAGCUUCAUUGUUUGAUCGGUGAAGGUUUACCAAUGAGGGAAGGGGGAGAGAGAAAGGUGUGGGUGGGGGUCCAUUACUUCUCAACCAAUCACACUUUUUUCCUUUUUUUAAAUAGUUUACCUAAACCCCAUUAGGUAAACCACCGCCAACGUUUUUAAACAUUAGGUGAACAAUUUAGAUGAAUUGACGUAAUACUUUCUAACUGUGAAUAAAAAGUUUAUCUAUUUCAAAUAGGUAGGCACUCCAUUCACGAAAGAAUCUUUAUGCAAUUUAUUAGCUAUUAUAUAUAAAGUACAUUUUGAAUUCACAUGUACUACGUUAAC
Molecule: messenger RNA, 1556 nt
Organism: Helianthus annuus (common sunflower)
Lineage: Eukaryota; Viridiplantae; Streptophyta; Magnoliopsida; Asterales; Asteraceae
Product: serine racemase
Exons: 5
Coding region: 24-761 (245 amino acids)
Biological process (GO): pyruvate biosynthetic process; L-serine metabolic process; D-serine biosynthetic process
Molecular function (GO): ATP binding; magnesium ion binding; D-serine ammonia-lyase activity
Source: RefSeq, a predicted model, not a curated record